AUGGCAACAGCCACAGAGUUUGUUGAGCGCAAGAUGAAAACCUCAUAUAUUGUGGGUGUCAUGUUUAUCAUGGCUAUCAAUCCAACUGAAUCACUGGCUUCAAAUAUUCCAUUUGCGAUGAUUGACGAGCUCAGUGCCAUGCCACAAGAGAAAGAGAUACUAUUUACAAUGCACACAAUUUUCCGUAUCAAUGAAAUUUCACAGAUGCUUGAGAAUAGUCGUCUUUGGAAAGUACAAUUGACUAUAACAAACGACGAUGAUGCACAAUUGACUGGUCUUAGUCAAUACAUCCAAAGAGAAAUCGUUGGUAAAGGAUGGUAUAGAACAGGGCAAUUGCUAAACAAAGUGGAUCAUUUCAAUCAAGUUGAUGAAUUCUACAUGGAAUUACUCAAGAACACUUUACAUGACAAUGAUAGGGUGAUAGGAAUCUAUGAUCAACUUACAUGCGUGAAAAAUAAUCAAGAAAGAUUCACAGAAGCAGUAUCAUAUAUCAAAACAUCAUUAAAAAUAAAUCGUCGACCUUUACCAGAAGAUCAUCCCGAUUUGGCUGCUUUCUACAAUAAUAUCGGCCAAGUGUAUCAUGACAUGGAGGAUUACUCAAAAGCACUUGAAUUUUAUGAUAAAUCACAUCAAAUUCUAGAAAUGUCACUGCCUCAAGAUCAUCCAUCAUUGACUACGUCCUACAACGAUCUUGGUUUAGUAUAUAACAAUAUCGGUGACUAUUCGAAAGCACUAGUGUUUUAUCAAAAAGCUUAUCCGAUUUUUGAAGAUACAUUAUCUCCGAACCAUCUGAACUUCGUAGCUGUAUAUAGUCAGCUUGGCGAAGUUUAUAGGAGCAUGAGAGAUUACUCAAAGACACUGGAUUCUUUCGAAAAAUAUUUUCAAAUACUUCAAAUAACAGUACCAAAAGCUCAUCCUAACCGAGCUUUUACAUACAGUAGUAUUGGUGAUGUGCAUCGAUGA
Molecule: messenger RNA, 963 nt
Organism: Rotaria socialis
Lineage: Eukaryota; Metazoa; Rotifera; Eurotatoria; Philodinida; Philodinidae
Source: the annotation of a GenBank genome assembly